Messenger RNA from Lycium ferocissimum, 1161 nucleotides. RefSeq lists its product as uncharacterized. Lineage: Eukaryota; Viridiplantae; Streptophyta; Magnoliopsida; Solanales; Solanaceae. The record is from RefSeq and is a predicted model, not a curated record. The annotation marks the transcript as partial. The transcript is spliced from 7 exons.
AUGACAACUAUCUUCUCAGGUCAAAAUAGUUCUAACGAGACUCAGGAACGGGUCAACGAGGGAAAAAAUGGAAUAAUCACGCAUGUACUUUCGAAGGAAGGUAUUAUGGUGGAUCCGCAGAAACUUUUGACAGUCAGAGAGUGGGCUAAGCCCACAUCAGUGAUCGAAAUUCGUAAUUUCGUGGGUCUACCUAGCUAUUAUCAUCGGUUUAUGAAGAGGUUCGCCUUUAUUGCUUUUCAUUUGACCUGUUUAACUCAGAAAGAGUUGAAAGUGUAUGAGAAGAACUAUCCUACUCAUGACGUAAAACUGGCAGCAGUGGUGUUCGCGCUAAAAAUUUGGAGGCACUAUUUGUAUGGUGUCCAUUGUGACGUGUACACUGAUCAGUGCAGUUUGCGACAUGUGUUCACUCAGAGGGAUCUGAACUCUAGGCAGCGGAGAUUGAUGGAACUGCUGAAAUAUUAUGACAUCACCAUUCUGUAUCAUUCUGGUAAAGCAAAUGUGGUAGCUGAUGCAUUGAGCAGGAAGUCGGCUAGUAUGGGAAGUCUAGCUCGUUUGAUCUCUUUGGAGUGUUCGCUAGCUAGAGAGGUUCACACUCUGGCUAACAGUUUUAUGAGGCUGGAUAUUUCUAACGCGGGCAGGAUUAAGGCUAAGCAGUUUAAGGAUGCUAAGCUGUGUAAAAUUCAUGACAAGGUGUUGCGUGGUGAGGCCAAGGAGGCCGUGAUUGACGAAGAGGGGGUGUUACGGAUUAAGAGGAGAGUGAGACCUUGGAGUAGGGAUCUUCUGAGAGAGUCCUUAGAGAAGGUGAAGGUGAUUCAAGCUAAGCUUCUGGCAGCACAGAGUAGGCAAAAAGAGUAUGCGGACCGUCAGGUCCGAGAUCUUGAAGUUUGGAGAGAGAAGCGAAGUAUUGUUGAAGAAGAGAACUUGACAUAUGAGGAAGAGCCUGUUGCUAUCUCAGAUAGAGAUGUUCAUAAGUUGAGGUCCAAGGAAAUAGUCUCCGUGAAGGUUCAGUGGAAGAAUCGCCCGGUGGAGGAAGCUAAUUGGGAAACAGAAUCGGAUAUGCGUAGCAAGUAUCCUCAACUUUUCGCCGAGUCAGGUGGUAGAGUUGGAAAACUGGAAAAAUUGCGAGCUUACUGUUUCAGUGGUACAGCUGCGGCGGGGGAG